AUGGCUUUCAGAGGGCCGAAUGCAACAUCAGGGAUGGGCGUCGCAGACCACAGCAAGACCACAUUCCUCGAGCUGCAGAGGAAGAAGGUUCAUCGCUACGUGAUCUUCAAGAUCGACGAGAAGAAGAAGCAGGUGGUGGUUGAGAAGACCGGAGGCCCAGCUGAGAGCUAUGAUGAUUUCAGUGCUUCCUUGCCUGAGAAUGACUGCCGAUAUGCGGUCUAUGACUAUGAUUUCGUGACCGAUGAGAAUUGCCAGAAGAGCAAGAUCUUCUUCUUUGCUUGGUCCCCUUCCGUUUCUCGCAUCCGUGCCAAGAUGCUAUACGCAACAUCGAAAGACAGCUUCAGAAGGGAGCUUGAAGGCAUCCAUUAUGAAAUCCAGGCCACCGACCCGACUGAGAUAGAUCUGGAGGUGCUAAAAGAGCGUGCAAACUGA
Messenger RNA from Linum trigynum, 432 nucleotides. The record is from the annotation of a GenBank genome assembly. NCBI's taxonomy places the organism in Eukaryota, Viridiplantae, Streptophyta, Magnoliopsida, Malpighiales, Linaceae.